Molecule: messenger RNA, 1518 nt
Organism: Tauraco erythrolophus (red-crested turaco)
Lineage: Eukaryota; Metazoa; Chordata; Aves; Musophagiformes; Musophagidae
Source: RefSeq, a predicted model, not a curated record
UUCAGGCUUCUCUUUGAGAAAACUACUUCAGUGACUGAAGUGGACCUGAAAAACUCUUCAGGAAGUUUCAGUGUGGUAUUGUACAACCUCAACUACUAUGUGAAGUUGUUGGUGACGGUGAUAACAGCCGCUUUUGCAGGAGUCCUACAUUGGUGUCACAUAACAACUCUUUUUGAAAAUGACCGUCAUUUUUCUCACCUCUCAACGCUAGAAAGAGAAAUGGCUUUUCGCACGGAAAUGGGUCUUUAUUACUCCUACUUCAAGAUCAUUAUUGAGGCACCAUCGUUUUGGAAUGGAGUAUGGGCAAUUAUGAAUGACAGACUAACCGAAUAUCCGUUAGUGAUUAACACCUUACAAAGGUUCAAUCUUUACCCAGAGGUGGUCCUUGCCGGCUGGUACCGCAUAUAUACUGCCAGUAUGGAUUUCCUUGGUGUGCCAACAAAGAUCUGUUGGACUGUAAACAGAGGAAAAGGGCUUAGUCCUGUUGAAAGCUGCGAGGGGUUGGGAGACCCUGCUUCCUUUUAUGUUGCUGUGAUUUUUCUUUUGAAUGGAUUAAUGAUGUCACUGUUCUUCAUAUACGGUACAUACCUCAGUGGGAGCCGUUUAGGAGGCCUUGUUACUGUGAUGUGUUUCUUUUUCAACCAUGGAGAGUGCACUCGUGUCAUGUGGACUCCUCCUCUUCGUGAAAGUUUCUCAUACCCAUUCCUUGUGCUUCAGAUGUUGCUUUUGACCUAUAUUCUCAGGAUUCCGAAUAUUAAUACAGGAAGCUUGAUUGCACUGUGUGUUUCUAAUAUCUUUUUCAUGCUUCCCUGGCAGUUUGCUCAGUUUGUUCUUCUAACGCAGAUAGCUUCAUUAUUUGCUGUGUGUAUUAUGGGUUAUAUUGACUCCUGCAAAUUACAGAAGAUACUCUCUGCUCAUAUGGUAUCUCUUGUAGUGUGUUUUAUUCUGAUGUUUGGUAAUUCAAUGUUAUUGACAUCAUAUUAUGCUGCAUCUUUAGUAGUUAUCUGGGGAAUUCUUGAAUUGAGUCCAAAAAUCUUGAAAAGCAGCAGAAGAGAAGUUUAUCUAUGGGUCAUUGAAGGAUGUGCCUGGUUAUUUGGGACAGUCACCUUGAAAUACCUAACUUCUUUAGUGUUUGGAAUAGCUGAUGAUGCUCAUAUAGGCAAUAUAUUAAAAUCUAAAUUUAUUGGCUACAAGGAUUUUGAUACUUUAAUGUAUACCUGUGCUGCAGAGUUUGACUUCAUGGAAAAAGAGACUCCAGUAAGAUACACAAAGACUCUGCUAUUACCAGUUGUUCUGGUGGUUUUUGGGGUAAUCAUGAAAAGGGCAAUUAAAUAUCUCAUGUGGGCCUUAUCUCAGGAAGGCCAAUAUGAAAGAGAGGAGCGUUUUAACCAUGGUGAGCUGGUAUACCAUGCAUUGCAGCUGUUGGCGUACAGUGUCCUAGCGAUUUUAAUCAUGAGACUAAAACUGUUUUUGACACCACAUCUAUGUGUUAUGGCUUCCUUGGUGUGUUCAAAACAG